AUGGUUGAAUCAAAGUGUUAUGAUACUAACAUAGUACAGUACAAAGCUGAAGGUAACGCUGCCUUUGCUGCCAAGGACUUCAACAAGGCUGUCGAGCUUUUUACGAAAGCAAUUGAAGCUUCUGAGACACCCAACCAUGUAUUGUAUUCCAAUAGAUCAGGAUCUUAUGCUUCGUUAAGGGAUUAUGAUUCGGCGGCUAAGGAUGCUGAGGAAUGUAUCAAGAUCAACCCCAGCUGGGCCAAGGGCUACACCCGUAAAGGUGCUGCCUACCAUGGUUUAGGAGACUUGGUCACUGCCAGGGAUGCCUAUGAGGAGGCAUUAAAGCUCGAUCCUGCCAAUGCACAAGCAAAAUCUGGAUUGGCUAGCGUUGAUGCUGCUAUUCAACAAGAGGCUGCUGGUGAUGGUCAAACUCCAGAUCUUGGUAUGGGCAGUCUAUUCAAAGAUCCAGCCACAUUUGCCAAGUUGGCUAACCACCCCAAAACCAGUGAAUAUAUGAAGGAUCCUGCUUUUGUAGCUAAGUUGGAGGGAUUACAGAAUAACCCCAUGGCAGCCUUGACUGGGGCUUCGAGUGAUCCUAGACUGAUGGAAGCCAUGGCUGUUAUUCUGGGAAUUGAAAUGCCAGCAGGUGCUGGUCCUGGUUCUGGUCCUGCUCCUAGCAGUUCCGAACCUAAACCUGCUGAAUCUGCCAAGCCCAAAGAGCCUGAACCAGAGCCUGAACCAGUUGAUACAGACAAGCAAAAGGCAGACGAAGAAAAGAGUUUAGGUAAUGCUGCUUACAAGAAACGACAGUUUGACGAGGCAAUUACCCACUACAACAAUGCUUGGGAUAUCUUCAAAGAUAUCACUUACCUUAACAACAGAGCUGCUGCUGAGUUUGAAAAGGGUGAUUAUGAUGAAGCCAUUAAAACUUGUUUGUAUGCUAUUGAACAAGGUAGAGAGUUGCGAUCCGAUUACAAGCUAUUUGCUAAGGCAUACUCACGUAUCGGUACUACAUAUCUUAAGAAGGACGACCUGCCAAGUGCCAUUGAAUAUUUCAACAAAUCAUUAACGGAGCACCGUACUCCUGAUGUUCUUAAUAAGCUUCGAUCUACUGAAAAGGAAUUGAAGAAGCGCGAAGCUGAAAGUUAUAUCGAUCCUGAGAAAGCCGAGGAGGCCAGAGAAGAAGGUAACAAGCUAUUUAAGGAAGGCGAUUGGCCUGGUGCUGUAAAGGCUUACACUGAAGCUAUCAAGAGAGCUCCCAAAGACCCCAGAGGUUACGCUAACCGUGCCGCUGCCCUCCUCAAGCUUAUUGCAUACCCUGAAGUUAUCAAGGAUUGUGACAUCGCCAUUUCACUUGAUCCUAAUUUCUUCAAGGCUUACACUCGUAAGGCCACUGCUUACUAUGUUAUGAAGGAUUACCGCAAUUGUAUGGAUACUCUCGAGGUCGCUCGUAGCAUUGACACCGAGUUCAAGCACACUCGUGAGAUUGAGGAGUUAUACACUAAAGCCUCUACCGCAAGAUUCGCUGCUCUUCCCGGUGAGACUGCCGAGCAAACCGCUGAACGUCUAUCUCAAGAUCCAGAAAUCGACGAGAUUCGUCGUGAUCCUGUCAUGAACACAAUCCUUCAACAGGCCCAAAAUGAUCCAGCUGCUCUUCGGGAUCAUCUCCAAAAUCCUGAGAUCCGCCGUAAAAUUAAUCUUCUUGCUGCCGCUGGUAUUAUCAGAACCCGUUAA
This is a messenger RNA of Sugiyamaella lignohabitans, 1713 nucleotides long. It is a transcript of the gene STI1, whose product is annotated as Hsp90 cochaperone STI1. The record is from RefSeq and is a predicted model, not a curated record. The transcript has a single exon. Gene Ontology annotation, molecular function: Hsp90 protein binding. NCBI's taxonomy places the organism in Eukaryota, Fungi, Ascomycota, Dipodascomycetes, Dipodascales, Trichomonascaceae. Bases 1 to 1713 code for a protein of 570 amino acids.